AUGGACAACCUAGACACCCUGGCUACUUCGCUGCCUACAGCCUACCAGAAUGCAGAAAAAGAGCUUCUUAGCGACUUCAAAGCUGCUGCACUGAGCAUCACGACUUUGUACCGUUCGUCGCGAACAGCGUCGAAGCGGGCGUACAAUGCAGGAUACUCAGCGGCCUAUAAGGAUCUGCUGAUGAUGAUCCAGCAGGGUGUUUCCGCUGGUGGCAUCACCACGUCGGAGUCACAAGGAGGGAUGGAUGAUGGGAUGACGAUUGGGAGAGUAAUGGAUUGGAUAGAGGCAAGGCUUGAGGCCAUCAGAUCUCGAGAAGAGGAAGAAGACGAGGAUGAGGAGAGGGAGAAAGAAAGGGAUCACGCGCGGCCGUCGAAAGCGCCGCCAGCGCCCCCAAUGCCGAGGACCACAACCACACCAACAACUCAAGCCACUCAAUCGCGGCCCCCAACCUUGUCCCCUGCUCCUGACAAUUCGGAUGCCUCGACCGUAGUGUCAUCGCCCACCACUACAUUGCGGACGAUACCACACCCUCAGCCCCCCUCCAAGGGCUCCAGGAAUCGUGCCAAAGAAUCCGCUGACCCUCCAACUUCUGAGCGCAAUCCAUCCCCCGCACUUCCGGGCAUCAAUCACAUCUUUCCCGAUCAAAUUCCAACGGCCGGCUCGAAGCGUCGGCAUGCUGUCAUGGUCAUGCUCGAUUCUGCACCUUCAGUAGCCAACUCUGCCUCGACGCUGGCACCCCCAGGCGGGAACCACUCAUCAAUCGCUACGCGGCGGCGAACGCGGAGCGCGAGGAACCUCACUAUCCAUCACAAUCAGAACAUCAUGCAACCGCCGGAAGCAAUGGACGUAGAAGAAGAUGGUCGAGAGCGAAAGCGGGUUACUAGGCGGUGA
This is a messenger RNA of Pleurotus ostreatus (oyster mushroom), 891 nucleotides long. RefSeq lists its product as uncharacterized. The record is from RefSeq and is a predicted model, not a curated record. Lineage: Eukaryota; Fungi; Basidiomycota; Agaricomycetes; Agaricales; Pleurotaceae. The coding region runs from base 1 to 891 and encodes 296 amino acids. The transcript is spliced from 3 exons.